AUGUAUAUCAGAAAGAGUUGUCAAGUUAGUGAUAAAUAUGAACUAUAUGAGAACAAAAAAGAAAUCAACAUUAAUGAAUCAGAUAUACUUUAUGAAGAGCCUGGAGAAAACGAAAAUGUAGGUGGAGAAGCUACAAGGUGA
Molecule: messenger RNA, 141 nt
Organism: Entrophospora sp. SA101
Lineage: Eukaryota; Fungi; Glomeromycota; Glomeromycetes; Entrophosporales; Entrophosporaceae
Source: the annotation of a GenBank genome assembly